This is a messenger RNA of Coprinopsis cinerea okayama7#130, 2112 nucleotides long. RefSeq lists its product as hypothetical. The transcript is spliced from 5 exons. Gene Ontology annotation, molecular function: protein binding. The record is from RefSeq and is a predicted model, not a curated record. Lineage: Eukaryota; Fungi; Basidiomycota; Agaricomycetes; Agaricales; Psathyrellaceae. The coding region runs from base 1 to 2112 and encodes 703 amino acids.
AUGGGCCUCGGCUUCCCUUACGAUGUAACUGUGGACAAACCGCUGACCUCACCCACUGAAUGGCCCAGGAGGGACGGCCUUGAAGUCAAUCACUCUUCUUCGAUGGCUCAGGGGCCGUAUAUGCUCAUCCGCCAAAAGGCCGAAAUGGACAUGAUAGAACGUUUCUACUAUCUGAAAUUUAGGAUGGAUGAGAAGGGAGAAGAAGCGGAAAAGCUCAAGCUGGAAUUUCUGACCCGCCGCGUCCUCAUGCACAGGAGGGCUCGGUUUUUGGAUAUAUACCGAGGAUUUGUCACAGGACACCUUGACUUGACUGGUCGCCAUGAAUCUCGUUGGAACGAGUUCAUCGACAGCUUCGAGGAGUUCAUGAUUGACUUCGCCCGUAUUGCCCCCUUCGUUGAAAAGGCGAUAGGUAAACCGGGGUCUCGCGUCCAAUAUACAGUCCAGCAGGAACGUCAAGAAUUGUAUCGCGAAUGGACUCAGAGGUGGGAUGUCCAGGAUUUCGAGGCAAAGAUUGUGCUUGGCCACUAUCUGGCGAUCUACAAUCUAUCGUUAAAGAAGCCGCAACCCAAGUUUCAAUCCCUCACCCUUGUUGACCUCCCUGAAGAUAUUCUGGUUUCUAUCUUUGACCAUUGCACCGUUUCACAGCUAGUUUCCCUUUCUCAGACGUGCACCGCGCUCCGAUGGGCCCAGGAUCAUUGUCACGAGAGCUGCGAGUUCCGCUUCAGCACAUCCGAUGAAAAAUGGGCGCUUCAAGGAGAUCGUUCCCACCUUGCUGCUCGAGUGGGCCCCUACGCUUCCAAGUGUUCGAUGCGAUCGCUAAAGGACAUUAUCCAUUACAUCUCUCACCGCGAGAAAUGUCGAAGGCUGAAAAGCCUUCUCGUGGAUUGGAGUUGGACGAUUGAUCCCGACGCAGAACUCCACGUGGUAUUGGACGAGGUGUUUCAAGACGGACUGUUCAACCUUCUCUAUAAACAUCUCCGCCGUCUCCUCGACCCCUCCGUCUUGCCACAGCUGACCUCCCUCUCCUUGGAGCGUGUCUACCUGGAUGCAACAGGAUUCAGGGGGAUCUGUUCGCUGCCGCAGCUGCGAUCCCUGUCAUUCUCGCGCUGCAGUUUGUCCGGGCCGGAGAUCACGGAAUGGUUUCUUGAAAGCGACGAGGCUCCGUUCACCUCUCCGGUGGUGAACCUUCACCUCCGAUUUGGCCCCUGUGACAACCCUCCAGCCAACCAAUGGUUGCUACUUCCCUUCUUCCCCAACGUUCGCAAUCUGUCUUUCGGCGGAUUCCGCUGGCAAGGGGCCGUUCAUUUCCCUCCCGCGUUUCUCCACAGCAAAUUCCGUUGUCUCGAUGUUCUGGAGCGCCUAUUCGUCAAGGAGAUUGCCGAGUCCAGCGUACCGCUUCUCGCGGAAUGGCUGCAAAGCCGUCGUUCCGCUCAUUCAGGCAAUGCCGGAGACAAACUAACUUACUUCAAACUCAGAAACCAGAUCCAUAUCCAGGAUGAACCGAUGCAGCAGCUUCUUGUCUCGCUUCAGUCUGAGCGGUUGGAAGCGCUCACCAUCGAUGGUGUCCAUUAUAGGACCGCACAACCUCGCAUGAUUGAGGAUAUCGCUCGGCUAUGUCCGAAUAUCCGCGCCCUCAAACUCAUCGUACGCGCUAACGGCCUCCAGCAAUGGGCUCGGCCAGUCGCCUGGCCCAAACCUUCAUGGGCAUAUGCACCGACAUUCGAGGGAUUUAAUCGAUUGCAACACUUCACCUGGAAUUACAACACCCCAGUGCACGAGUCGACACCUUAUCCGUUGGAAAUGUUCGAACGAGCGGCUUCCGGGAGCGACACGGAUACUUCAUUUGAAUGGGAAUGUGUAGAUGAAGACGACCUGGACUUUAACGACUUCGAGCGCAGCGUCGUGCCGUUCGCGGUCUACUGCCCGACGCUAAAGACAUUCGCGCUGGAAUAUCACGAACCUCUUUGUGAGGUGAUUCGAGAAAGAGGUGGCGAUACAAGCGGAAUUGAUAAGAUACACGUGCAUUGUGUGGACUCGAAGCGAAGGGAGGAGCUGUUGGCAGAGAACCCGGAUUCUUCACUAGAGGUUGAAUAUGGCUGGCCUGACCUUUGA